Molecule: messenger RNA, 1003 nt
Organism: Marmota monax (woodchuck)
Lineage: Eukaryota; Metazoa; Chordata; Mammalia; Rodentia; Sciuridae
Gene: Ubd
Product: ubiquitin D
Exons: 2
Coding region: 103-597 (164 amino acids)
Biological process (GO): positive regulation of apoptotic process; response to type II interferon; response to tumor necrosis factor
Cellular component (GO): nucleus
Molecular function (GO): proteasome binding; protein binding
Source: RefSeq, a predicted model, not a curated record
ACUACAGCAGUCUAGCAGGGGAUUUCCAACUCAACUGCUCACAUAUAAGCUGGACACAGGGUCCCUUUUCUCACUCUCCUGUCUGUUCCCUUGAUUGCAGAGAUGGCUGCCUGUGAAGUACUUUCUGUGAAUGUCCAUUCUGAGGAAAGGCCCUUAAUGACCUUUCCUGCCAGCUCGAAAGACAGAGUGAAGAAGAUCAAUGAACACAUCAGGUCGAAGACUAAGAUUCCUGUUCAGGACCAAGUCCUUCUGCUGGGCUCCCAGACCCUAGAGCCACAGAAACCACUGUCAUUUUAUGGUAUUGACAAGGAGAACACCAUUCACCUCACCCUGAAGGUGGUGAAGCCCAGUGACAAGGAGCUGCCUUUGUUUGUGGUGGAGGCAACAGAUGAGGGGCAGAGGCACCUCCUGCAGGUGCGAAGGUCCAGCUCUGUAGCCCAGGUGAAAAAGAUGAUUGAGACUGUGUCUGGUGUGACUCCUGAGACCCAGAUUGUGACAUGCAAUGGAAAGAAACUGGAAGAUGGGAAGAUCAUGGCGGAUUAUAGCAUCAGAGAGGGCAAUUUACUCUUUCUGACACGCUUUUGUAUUGGGGGUUGACUAUCUUGGGGACGAGGUGGUUACCCAGAGUAGAGUUUAUUUUCUUAGCUCUUACUCAGCAACAACAUUUUUCAUGAUUUCCCAAAAUUAAUGAGAAUGAGAGAAUAGAGGAAGUUUGGGGGGUGGGAGGUAAAUUCUACCAUAAUUGUUAUGAUUCUACCAUAAUUGAUGGCAGGAUUGUUACUAAGAAUAGAAGAUAAUGUUUUCAUUUUAGAGAUAGCAUUCAAAGCUGACUUGAAAUUUAUGUUGUCCAAAUCCCCAUUUCCUUUCCAGUAGGAUAAGAUAUUAAGUUUAGGUUGUGAUACAAUUCUACUGAUUUUUUAAUGUUUAUAUAUCAAGCUUAGUGCUUUAUCUGUAAUAUCACUCAAUAAUCAAUGAACCAAAAUAAAUUUCCACUUAUUAUGAA